AUGUUCGUUCGGUUGACUUCGUUCCUUGUACUUCUCACAUCUGCAUCUUUGUCCUUUGGCUUCGACAAUUCUCGCAACGAUAAUGUCGCCGUGUACUGGGGGCAGAACUCCUAUGGCGCUACCCAUACCAGUGACACCGCUAACUGGCAGCAGAAGCUGGCGUUUUACUGCCAGGACGACAGCAUCGACGCCUUCCCUAUCGCAUUUUUGAACGUGGCUUUCAGCACCGGUAACCUCCCAUCGAUAGACCUUGCCAAUAUAUGCAACGUCAACGACGACCCCGUCUUUGCCGGGACCAACCUUCCCAACUGCUCUUUCCUCGCCUCAGACAUUACCACGUGUCAGUCGAAGGGCAAGAUCGUGACCAUCAGCAUUGGAGGUGCGACGGGAGCCGUCAGCUUCACGUCCCAGAGCCAAGCUCAAGGUUUCGCCGACACGAUUUGGAACACGUUCCUUGGCGGUUCCAGCUCGACCAGACCCUUUGGUAGUGCCGUCCUGGAUGGUGUUGACCUCGACCUCGAAGGAGGCUCUUCAUCCUUCUGGCCUGAUUUUAUCACUCAGAUCAGGUCACAUGCUAGCGGUGCCAGCAAGCAGUACUAUGUCACCGGUGCCCCGCAAUGUCCCUUCCCUGAUGCGUACAUGGGAUCGAUCAUCAACGCUGUCGGCUUCGAUGCUGUCUACGUUCAGUUCUACAACAACUACUGCGGCCUCGGGAACUUCAACAAUCCGAAUGACUGGAAUUUCGACCAAUGGGAUACGUGGGCAAAGACCGUCUCCCCGAACCCGAACGUGAAAGUUUAUAUCGGCGCACCGGCCUCGAGCACAGCCGCAGGCUCCGGAUACGUUGACGUCGGCACGCUCGGAAGCAUCGCACAGGCCACCCGGAACCAAUACUCCUCUUUCGGCGGCGUGAUGCUUUGGGACGCCUCGCAAGCCUAUGAGAAUGGCCGGUACGAUGCUGCGAUCAAGCAGGCGCUUGCUAGCGGAGGUUCUGGUGGCUCGACUACGACCUCGACGACAAGUACAACUAUGACUACAACGUCCAAGCCGGCAACGACUUCGACUUCGACUUCUUCUGCUCCUUCGACGACGACCACUGCACCCUCGAGCGGGAGCUGUGGCGUCGUCGCCGCUUGGCAGAGAAACAUUGCUGGUGGAGACCAAGUGACCUACAGCGGCCAUCUAUGGACCGCCAAGUGGUGGAGCUACGGCGACGUCCCCGGAGGCACAGCCGGAGACUGGACGGACGACGGCCCCUGCGCGUCUGUCAAAGUCGCCAAAACGAACUACAGGACCGCGGUCGCCCACGCGUCCAUCCCCACCACCGCGCAGACCGGCCCUGCGCCUGUCCCCACCAUCGUCGUCACCUGA
Heterobasidion irregulare TC 32-1 is the source of this 1371-nucleotide messenger RNA. Its product is annotated as glycoside hydrolase family 18 protein. Gene Ontology annotation, molecular function: chitinase activity; carbohydrate binding. Bases 1 to 1371 code for a protein of 456 amino acids. NCBI's taxonomy places the organism in Eukaryota, Fungi, Basidiomycota, Agaricomycetes, Russulales, Bondarzewiaceae. Gene Ontology annotation, biological process: carbohydrate metabolic process. The record is from RefSeq and is a predicted model, not a curated record. Gene Ontology annotation, cellular component: extracellular region. The transcript is spliced from 14 exons.